GCAGCACCUCACCAGAAGCCACCCCCGCAGCAAGCCAGCGAGCGCCAAGGCGUCGGGAAAAUGGCAGACAAUUUUUCACUUAAUGAUGCUUUAUCUGGGUCUGGAAACCCAAACCCUCAAGGAUGGCCUGGUCAAUGGGGAAACCAGCCUGCUGGAGCAGGGGGCUACCCAGGAGCCUUCUAUCCUGGUGCCUACCCUGGACAGGCCCCUCCUGGCAGUUAUCCUGGACAGGCCCCUCCUGGUGGCUACCCUGGACAGGCCCCUCCUGGCAGCUAUCCUGGACAGGCACCUCCAGGACCCUAACCUGGCCCAAUAGCUCCUGCUUAUCCUGGACCACCUGCACCAGGAGCCCACCCUGGGCAACCGAGUGGGCCUGGGGCCUACCCGCCUCCUGGACAGCCAAGUGCUCCUGGAGCCCAGCCCACCGCUGGCGCCUUUGGCAUCCCUGCUGGACCACUGACUGUACCUUAUGACCUGCCCUUGCCUGGAGGAGUCAUGCCUCACAUGCUGAUAACAAUUCUGGGCACAACGAAGCCCAAUGCAAACAGAUUUGCUUUAGAUUUCAAGAGAGGGAAUGAUGUUGCUUUCCACUUUAACCCACGCUUCAAUGAGGACAACAAGAGAGUUAUUGUUUGCAAUACAAAGCUGGAUAACCUCUGGGGAAAGGAAGAAAGACAGGCGACUUUCCCAUUCGAAAGUGGUAAACCAUUCAAAGUACAAGGGCUGGUUGAAUCUGACCACUUCAAGGUUGCGGUCAAUGAUGCUCACUUGUUGCAGUACAAUCAUCGGAUGAAAAAUCUCCAGGAAAUCAGCAAACUGGGAAUUUCUGGUGACAUAGAUCUCACCAGUGCUUCACAUGUUAUGAUAUAAUCUUAAAGGGGAAGAUUAAAAAAAAAUGAAAUUGAAUAUAAACCCUUACACAUUGAAACUUCA
Messenger RNA from Mustela lutreola (European mink), 933 nucleotides. RefSeq names its product galectin-3-like. Gene Ontology annotation, cellular component: nucleus; immunological synapse. Gene Ontology annotation, molecular function: carbohydrate binding; IgE binding; laminin binding. Bases 496 to 870 code for a protein of 124 amino acids. The transcript has a single exon. Gene Ontology annotation, biological process: negative regulation of endocytosis; eosinophil chemotaxis; macrophage chemotaxis. NCBI's taxonomy places the organism in Eukaryota, Metazoa, Chordata, Mammalia, Carnivora, Mustelidae. The record is from RefSeq and is a predicted model, not a curated record.